Molecule: messenger RNA, 180 nt
Organism: Paracoccidioides brasiliensis Pb18
Exons: 2
Coding region: 1-180 (59 amino acids)
Source: RefSeq, a predicted model, not a curated record
AUGGCAUCCUUUGGACAGUACGGUGGUCUGGCUUCGGACAAAAACACAAAAAAUGAGAAUGCGGAUGUGGAUGUAGAUGUGGAUGACGUCGAUCCUUUCCUUAUUUCCCAAGAGAAUUUCCUCGAUCAAUUCUAUUUUUUUAUGGUUUACUUCCUUUCAACUACUCGGCAGUACGUAUAG